AUGGCGUCUCUUGUUCAAGUCUGUAGGUAUAAUCCCAAUAAGCCUGCACCGGUUAAAUCGACUUCUCUCCCAUGUAUAUGCCCGUGCCGUAUAUCCACUAGUAAAUCCCUAAUUCUCCCCUCUUUCUCCGAAUAUUCGAGUCUACGACUCGUCCGUGUUGCCAAAGUCAAACCAUUGUUUCGUUCCCGCCUUGGUCGGAUUUCUUUUCAACGGCGUCUCCCCACGGCCGUUGCUCGAGCUGAAUCAGACCAGCUUGGUGACGACAACUCAAAGGGAACCCAUGACUUGCAAAAUGUGGAAGAUACUCAGAAGAAAGCAAGCCAGUUUAAGAAAAGAGUCAUCUUUGGUAUUGGCAUUGGACUACCUGUUGGAGGUGUUGUGUUAGCUGGAGGAUGGGCUUUCACAGUAGCCUUAGCAGCUUCUGUUUUCAUCGGUUCUCGCGAAUAUUUCGAGCUCGUUAGAAGUAGAGGCAUUGCCAAAGGAAUGACACCUCCUCCACUAUAUGUAUCUCGAGUUUGCUCCGUUAUAUGUGCCCUUAUGCCCAUCCUUACACUGUACUUUGGGAACAUUGAUAUAUCGGUGACGUGCGCAGCAUUUGUUGUUGCAAUGGCUUUGCUAGUACAGAGAGGAAACCCUCGUUUUGCUCAGCUGAGUAGUACAAUGUUCGGGUUGUUUUACUGUGGCUAUCUCCCUUGUUUCUGGGUUAAGCUUCGUUGUGGAAUCGGAAGAACAUGGCCAAUUCUGCUUGGUGGUCAAGCUCACUGGACAGUUGGACUUGUGGCAACGUUGAUUUCAUUCAGCGGUGUGAUUGCGACGGACACGUUUGCUUUUCUCGGUGGCAAGGCUUUUGGUAGGACGCCUCUUACUAGUAUUAGUCCCAAAAAGACUUGGGAAGGUACUUUCGCUGGACUUGUUGGUUGUAUUGUCAUCACAAUUCUUCUCUCCAAAUCUCUGUGUUGGCCUCAAUCUCUAUUCAGCUCCAUAGCUUUUGGGUUCCUUAACUUCUUUGGGUCUGUAUUUGGUGAUCUUACUGAAUCAAUGAUCAAACGUGAUGCUGGCGUCAAAGACUCUGGUUCACUCAUCCCUGGACAUGGUGGAAUAUUGGACAGGGUUGAUAGUUACAUUUUCACGGGCGCAUUAGCUUACUCCUUCAUCAAAACAUCUCUUACACUUUACGGAGUUUGA
Molecule: messenger RNA, 1185 nt
Organism: Thlaspi arvense
Lineage: Eukaryota; Viridiplantae; Streptophyta; Magnoliopsida; Brassicales; Brassicaceae
Source: the annotation of a GenBank genome assembly